Gilbertella persicaria is the source of this 623-nucleotide messenger RNA. RefSeq lists its product as uncharacterized. The record is from RefSeq and is a predicted model, not a curated record. Bases 44 to 466 code for a protein of 140 amino acids. The transcript has 3 exons. Gene Ontology annotation, cellular component: mediator complex. Gene Ontology annotation, molecular function: transcription coregulator activity. Gene Ontology annotation, biological process: regulation of transcription by RNA polymerase II. NCBI's taxonomy places the organism in Eukaryota, Fungi, Mucoromycota, Mucoromycetes, Mucorales, Choanephoraceae.
CAGCAACUACUUUUUUCUUCUUCUUUCAUUCGUGUUGAAUUCCAUGUCCAAUCAAUAUAAAGAUCCAACAGGUCGCAUGGCUGAAAGUACCAUGCGCAUUCAAGAUUUACAUCAAGCAGAAAAAAAACUCGUUUUGUUGGUAGAAACAGCAGCAGAAGCACUUUCUAUUCUGUCUGAUGAAGCACCUAAAGAAGCCAAUGCAGACCAAUUUGUGCAUGAUCGUGCUAUGCGUUUUCGUGAUUUAGCUUCUCGUUAUUUCUCUCUUGUGAAUGAUAUUCAGUUUGCAUUAAGAAGUCAUACACAUUAUUUAACAAGAGAAGCAAGCAUCACUUCUUCAGCCAACAAAAUCAUUCCCUUCAAAACAUCUACAUUUAGUCAACAAAAAGAACUAGAAAUAUGGACUGCUGCUUUAGACACCAUGAGUCAACGUAUUGCAGAAAUCAAAGCGAUUGGUUUAGGCAUCUAAGAAACGCGUCUCUUGUAGUUCAGGUGGAAGAUACGUUUGAUCUACUACUUCUUCAUAAUCUGGAUUAUAUUUAUAGUCUUUGCCAUAGCCUAAAUUCUAUAUCAUUGUAAAUACACCUAUAAAUAAAAUAAAAAAUCUUACCUUCAUAAGUAAAGUA